Daldinia childiae is the source of this 1986-nucleotide messenger RNA. RefSeq names its product Nuclear control of ATPase protein 2. NCBI's taxonomy places the organism in Eukaryota, Fungi, Ascomycota, Sordariomycetes, Xylariales, Hypoxylaceae. The transcript is spliced from 2 exons. Gene Ontology annotation, cellular component: mitochondrial outer membrane. The record is from RefSeq and is a predicted model, not a curated record. Bases 1 to 1986 code for a protein of 661 amino acids.
AUGUCCCUAGUGGCUGAUCAAGUACGGAGGUUGGACGCGCAACUAGACCGCAUCCCUUUUAGCCACUUGACGAGCUAUGACGCCACCCAAGCCUCGAUAGACUUGGAUAGUCCUCGUGCGAAAGAACUAUUGAGGAUCAUCAAAGCCCUAUCGGCAACCUCGGGAUCGCAAAGUGCACCCCCCGCACGGUAUAUCCAGUCUCUCCUAUCUCAGUCGGAGUUACUAUCGGACCAUACUGAGGAGAUAUCGGCAAAUCAGUACGAGGCUGAGCUCGAGUGGAGAUUGGUUAGCAAGGCAACUGUGCAAACAUACGGUAUCAUUUUGGAUACGCUGUUAGAUCAGAUCAUUCCCCUGAGUGACCAUAUCUGGUACUGGGAUGAUGUGCUGUCGUCUCCGACGAAUAGCAGUAUAUACCUGGUGCAAACUUCCCCUAUACGAGUCUGGGCUUGGACCAGGGAAAUCUACAAAGACAGCAAGACUAGAUUUCAACAGUACACUAGCGGUGGCACAUCAGUGGCUGGUUUGGUGAGUGAAUCUAAUGUAGAGUCGAUCCAGGCUGGAGCAGCUCAACGAUGGAGCAAAUUCUACAAUAUCGUGCGGGAGACCAUACACGAAAGGUCGCUCGCCAAUGUGCAGAGGAAGAUAUUAUCUCCCGUUGCUUUUUGUCGAUCUGAGGCCCGUAAGAAGCAAGCUAAGCUGAAAAGGCUCAGAGAAAUGACUUCGAGUGGCCUGGGUGUUUUAAUCGACGAAGGUCUCGUCUUCAACGGCAACGGAAGUGAUGAUGGUAAGAGUGAUAUGAUACUCUCAGCCAAUCAAGAAUGGAAAGGCGUCGUGGAGCGAAGUGUUGCUCUAAUGGACAUGGUCCUCAAGGACGUCCUAACAUUGGAUGUCAGAGUUGCCGAUUUUGAAGAUAGAGUCUUUGCUGGCGUUGAAGAGGAUCCUGAGCUGUCAAUCCUGGCUGAUGAAGACGAAACACAUCGCCCGGCCGUAGUGGCUAAAAGGCUUCAGGACUUACUGACAGCUCAAUUACCGCAACACCUUGGAGAAGCGGAAAAACUACUAACAGAGAAUGGACGACCGUCAAGAUUUGUGAGAUACUGGCUUCCUGCCACUGUGCUUCUUCUCUCUUCGUCCACGAUUCUCCGCAUCUUGGUCAAUAGAAAGCAGGAGAUUCUGCAGUGGGUCAGUGACUUUGGUGUGACUGUUCGUGACUUCUGGUUCAACUGGGUUAUCGACCCUGUUCGAAAGGUUGUUGGCACUAUCCGCCACGACGACAAUAGCGAGAUUGCUAUCAUGAGUCGGGAUAGUCUGAAGGCGGACAGGGAAAGCUUAGAGCGUAUGGUUGUCGAAUUUGCUCUCGAUAAGCCGAAUAUCGCAACCGGCGCCUCGUCAAUAUCAGAGUCACAGGUUGCCGAAAUCAGAGCCAAGGUCCGGGAGGGAGAUGUGACACCGAUUCUUCGCGCGUACGAAAAAGACCUACGCAGCCCCUUUAUGGGCACCGUGCGAGGUGACUUGGUCCGAACGUUGCUCAUUCAGGUUCAAAAGACAAAGGUUGACAUCGAAGUCGCCAUGAGCGGCAUUGAUGCCCUUCUGAAAAGCCAGGAACUUGUCUUUGGCUUCGUAGGUCUAACACCUGGUAUUCUCGUGUCCAUUGGAGUGAUGCAAUACCUCCGUGGUGUAUUCGGAGGCAGAAAAGGCUUCCGAGAGCACCGGAGAGCCGGCAAAUGCGUCCGAGUUCUACGCAAUAUUGACCGCAUCUUAUCCGAAGCCACGCCGUCGCCCAACAACCUCAUAUCCUACAAGGAUCACGGUCUCCUCGUAUGUGAGGUUCACGUCCUUCGACAACUUGCACAUAACCUCCUCCCAGCCGACAUUGAGAAAGAUUUCUUGGAAGACCUAGAUGACCUUGCUAAUCUCAAGGGCAUCCAAUCACAGCUGCGAGCUUUGGAUAGAAUACGUUGGGCAUAUUCUAAGUGGUUGAAAUAA